Molecule: messenger RNA, 1651 nt
Organism: Colletes gigas
Lineage: Eukaryota; Metazoa; Arthropoda; Insecta; Hymenoptera; Colletidae
Gene: Cluap1
Product: clusterin-associated protein 1
Exons: 6
Coding region: 76-1383 (435 amino acids)
Biological process (GO): cilium assembly
Cellular component (GO): intraciliary transport particle B; centrosome; cilium
Source: RefSeq, a predicted model, not a curated record
CCUUAGCAACGCAUUGCGCGCAAGUAAAAACACAACGAGUACUGUGGUUCACUGAUAAUUCUUUUUUGUACGAAAAUGUCAUUUCGUGACUUAAGAAAUUUUACAGAAAUGAUGCGACUGCUCGGGUAUCCGAGAUUAAUCUCUAUUGGAAAUUUUCGUUUACCAAAUUUCCCAUUGGUUGCGGAAAUUCUCGUUUGGCUGGUGGAGAGAUUUGAUUCUGAUGUUGAUAUACCUAGUGAGCAUAAUACCGAAGAAGAACGUAUUGCAUUAAUUCGUGCUGUUGCCGAAUUCAUGGCAUUAAAAACGAAUAUUAAGUUAAAUACAAAAAAAUUAUACCAAGCUGAUGGCUAUGCUGUAAAAGAAUUAUUAAAAAUAACAACAUUAUUGUACGAUGCUCAAAUCAACAGUAACAACAAUGAUGCAAUCUCCGAUGAUGACUUCAAUUUACCUAAUUUUGAUAUUUCUGAUAAAGUUAAUGAACUGAAAUCAACUAGACAAUUGGCCAGUCAGUUGACUGUCACUGGUGCAUCAUUGUUUGACUUAUUAGGACGAGAAGUAGAUCUUCGAGAGAUUCGUAAUUCAAAGGUUGCCAGACAGUUCGAUACGUCAGAAAUUGAAAUGGUGUUGAAAAAUGUUAUUGAAAGCGUACGCAAGGAAAUUGACGACACCAAAAGACAGAUUGAUAAUGUUAAGGAUACAGAACAAAAUUUGGAUGUAAGAAUUGAAAGGCGACGCGCAGAGCUAGAUAGAAAUCAAAAGCGGCUACAAACGUUGAAAAAAGUACGGCCAGCUUUUAUGGAAGAGUUUGAAAAACUUGAAGUUGAAUUGAGAUCUUUAUAUGACGAUUAUUUACAAAAAUUUCGGUACCUUGCGUACCUUGAACACUUAUACGAGGAUACAGCUAAAGCUGAGCAAGAAAGAUUUGAAAGACGACAAGAAGCAACGCGAAAGCAAUUGGAAAAGAUGAGAGCAGAGGAUGCCAAUUUUGAAACCAUGAUGGAAGGAAAUGAUUCCAUAUUACCUACAAAUCUUCAAGAACCUCCACCUCCACUCAGUGAUAUAGAGAAACAAAACCCUGAAAAAAGAACUCAAAGCAGUCGAUUAAAAUCAGCUGGCCGUGCAUCGAGAAUGCAAAUAUCACAGCGUCGAAUUUACGGCAGCAUGUCUGGACGCCAGAGAGGAACAAUCCAAGAAUCAAAUGACAGUGCUGGCUCUGUAGACAGUGAUAGUGAUUUAUUGAUCGACGGUGAUCUCGAUGAUGACGAUGACGAUGACGACAUUUUAGAUUCUGUGGGAGGAACAGAAAUUGGGAAUUUUGAUUUAAAGGUUGGACAAGAAAAACGAGCUGUUAGUAAGCUAGAUCAUUCAGAUGAGGAUUUUUAACUAUUAUAAAAACAAUUACAAAAGCUUCAAAAUAUACCGUUCGUGUAAUUAUCAAUUUGUAUACGCAUAUUUCUACAAUAACUGUAAUAUUAAUAAAAAGUAAUACGUUCUUACUCCAUCUUGACUCCCUGUAAAUUUUGACAGUAGUAAAAAAUAUUUGAGCAUUACAAGGUAUUUCGCUUAUCUUACUCUCCUGGAAAUCUAUUACUUCUAAUCAUACGAAAGCUAAGAAAAAAUUUGUCUCAAAAAGAUAAAUAUGAUUGUUAAC